Molecule: messenger RNA, 7629 nt
Organism: Caretta caretta (loggerhead turtle)
Lineage: Eukaryota; Metazoa; Chordata; Testudines; Cheloniidae
Gene: SUPV3L1
Product: Suv3 like RNA helicase
Biological process (GO): mitochondrial RNA 3'-end processing
Cellular component (GO): mitochondrial degradosome
Molecular function (GO): ATP binding; RNA helicase activity; hydrolase activity, acting on acid anhydrides
Source: RefSeq, a predicted model, not a curated record
CGCAGUCGGGCCGCGCCGCCAGUUGCCGGCGGAGCGGAGGGUGUUGCGUCUAUGUAUCGCUGCGUAUGGCUACUGUCCCGGCUGCCGCCCCACCUGGGACUCUCGCCCCGCUAUGCCGGCGCCGCCUCUGCCGCCUUCCGGGGCCUGGGGGGCCUGCGGCACCCGAGCCGGGCCGCUGCCGCUUCCUCCUCCUCCUCGUCCGAGGGGAACGGCGGCAGAGCCCUGGACACCUCCUUGUUCGUGCCCCUGCACGUGCAGCCCCUGGGGCCGAGCCCGGAGGGGGACAUCGGGGCCGAGCUCACCCAGCCGCUCAACAAGAGUGAAGUCCUGAAAAUCUUAAAUAAGUUUUACAAGCGGAAAGAAAUGCAGAGACUGGGAGGAGAAAAUGGGCUGGAUGCUCGUCUUUUUCACCAAGCAUUUAUAAGCUUUAGAAAGUACGUUAUGGAGUCCAGUUUCCUGAGUGCUGAUGUACACAUUAUUCUAAAUGAUAUAUGUUGUGGUGCAGGUCACGUUGAUGAUCUCUUCCCGUUUUUUCUGAGACAUGCUAAGCAGAUCUUUCCUAUGCUGGACUGUAUGGAUGAUCUGCGCAAGAUCAGUGACUUAAGAUUGCCACCCAACUGGUAUCCAGAAGCCAGGGCUAUUCAGAGGAAGAUAGUCUUUCAUGCUGGCCCUACAAAUAGUGGAAAAACUCAUCAUGCUAUCCAAAGAUACUUGGCAGCAAAAUCAGGAAUAUACUGUGGUCCAUUAAAACUGCUGGCCCAUGAGAUCUUCCAAAAGAGUAAUGAUGCUAGUGUGCCAUGUGACUUGGUAACAGGAGAAGAGCGUGUUCUUGUUGAUCCAGAAGGCAGACAAGCAACCCAUGUUGCUUGCACUAUUGAGAUGUGCAGUGUUACUACGCCUUAUGAAGUGGCUGUCAUUGAUGAAAUUCAGAUGAUCAAAGAUCCGGCUAGAGGAUGGGCCUGGACCAGAGCACUUUUAGGACUCAGUGCAGAAGAAGUUCACAUUUGUGGAGAAGCUGCUGCUAUUGACUUGGUGACAGAGCUCAUGUAUUCUACAGGAGAGGAAGUGGAGGUCAGAAACUACAAGAGGCUUACCCCUAUUACCGUGCUGGAUUAUGCACUAGAAUCUUUAGAUAACCUCCGUCCUGGUGACUGCAUUGUCUGUUUCAAUAAGAACGAUAUUUAUUCUGUGAGUCGGCAGAUUGAAGCCCGAGGAUUAGAAUGUGCUGUCAUAUAUGGCAGUCUCCCACCUGGGACAAAGCUUACCCAGGCAAAGAAAUUCAAUGACCCUGAUGAUCCAUGUAAAAUUCUAGUUGCUACAGAUGCCAUUGGAAUGGGGCUUAAUUUGAGUAUAAAGAGAAUCAUUUUUAAUUCUCUAAUAAAGCCAAGUAUCAAUGAAAAGGGAGAGAAGGAAAUGGAUGCAAUUACAACGUCUCAGGCUCUACAGAUUUCAGGCAGAGCUGGAAGAUUUAGCUCUGUGUUCAAGGAAGGGGAAGUCACUGCAAUGUAUCGUGAUGACCUCGUACUGCUGAAAGAAAUUUUGAAUAGGUCUGUGCCUCCUAUAGAGACAGCUGGCCUGCAUCCUACUGCUGAGCAGAUAGAAAUGUUUGCAUACCAUCUCCCUGAUGCUACUCUAUCAAAUCUAAUGGAUAUCUUUGUGAGCCUCUCACAGGUGGAUGGGCUCUAUUUUGUCUGCAAUGUUGAUGACUUUAAAUUUCUAGCAGAUAUGAUUCAGCACAUUCCGCUAAAUUUAAGGGUAAGGUAUGUGUUCUGCACAGCACCCAUCAACAAAAAACAGCCUUUUGUCUGCACCUCUUUGCUAAAGUUUGCGAGGCAGUUUAGUAGAAAUGAGCCUCUGACAUUUGACUGGAUAUGCCGGCACAGUAACUGGCCACUGGUCCCACCCAAGAACAUCAAGGAUCUUGUACACCUUGAGGCUGUUCAUGAUGUGUUUGACCUCUAUCUGUGGUUAAGUUACCGAUUUAUGGACAUGUUCCCAGAUGCCAGCCUCGUACGGGACAUCCAGAAAGAACUAGACAACAUUAUACAAAUUGGCGUGCGCAACAUUACAAGGCUUAUCAGAGCUUCAGAAGCUACUUCUGUUUCUGGUGCUAUCGCUGUGCCAGAUGACUUUCCUCUUCAGAGAACUGAAGUUAAUGACAGGAUGUUGAACUUGGAAGAUCUUCCAGCAGCAAACCAAGAUCAAUUUUCAAAUGCCACAAAGGUCCCAGGACAGAAGAGAAUAAGACGAUCUAAAGCUUUGGGCUAUAAACCUGCUGAAGUACAGUCGAAUAUGAAAAGUCACGGACAAGGAUCUCUUGCUGCCAGACUAGUGCGUGAAGGACUCCUUACCCAAGAAAUGCUGAAACAACUAGAAAGGGAGUGGCAGGUUCACCACAAUAACAAUGGAAAUUUCCCAACUGAAAAAAGAGAUAAUCAGAAUGGUUCAAAAGGGACAGGAAAAAAGAAGAAGUGAAAUAAUGACCUAAUUCCAUUUAAUUUUUGUUCACAGAAUAAAUACUAUUUUACUAACCUCUUCUGGCAUCUCUGGAUUACACUGGUGCUGUUGCAUUUUUUUUUUCUUGUGGCUAGUUUUAUGAAGCAAAUAUUCAGAGAUGGAGUCUUGUAAACUGAAAGGUUAUUUUAUUAAUUCUGCUUUUGUUGACUUGUUAUGCACUUUCUCACAACCAUGACAUUCAGCAUAAAAAAUACUGUGUUUUCCUACAUGAAAGUUUGACCCUAAAACUUCCUUACAAAAUGCACACUUAAACUGUUUUUACCAUAAUGGUCAGGUAUAUUUCCUUAGUAAUGAAUUAGCUAAUCAUUCCACACCUUUGUAUUGUACAUAGUUCAACAGAUAAGUGCUAUAAAUGGUAAUAUACAACUUCACAGGAAAUGAGAUUAGAAUCUCAUGCCUUUCAACCUUUGCCUUCCCUGAAAAUCUGAAGUAAUCAGGUGGAAAGCAUUUAUCUAUUAAUGUCCUAGAUCUGGGAAAUUUACAGUAUUUCUCUCUUACAGAGGAAAAGGUCAUAGCCCUUUUAAGUUCUUUCUAUCUGAUGGCUUUUAGGGGAAAAAAUUGAAACAUUUAAAAAAAUUAUUCUUUCCCUGGGGGAAAGCUAGACAUGAUCUUAUUCAGGCAAAGCCAAAAAUGUUAUCCUGUUAAAAUACUACAUUGUGAAUGGGUAGUUUUGUGGUGCUAGCUGUAAAUUCCCUGAAUUGCUUUCUUAAUGCUGUGUCUUCACUUUGAGUACAAUCAAAAGUCUGUAUAGUUGCUCUGACUUUUUUACAUUCCCUUCAAGAAAGGCAAUGUCUAUGCUUGGAGCCAGGGCUGUGGUUCCUAACUCAUGGAGAUAUACCGAUGCUAGCUCCCAUUGAGUUCAUGCGCUAAAAAUAAUAGUGUAGCCAUGGUAGCAUGGGCUGCUGCGAGUUGCCCUCUCUGCAAACCUGCUGGGGCCCUGUGGGUACCUAUUCAGGGGCGAUAGUCCCUGCCGCCAAUGCUUGUGCUACUGUGUACAGUAUUUAAAUACUGUAAAUACAGCAACUGUUUUGGCACACUAUCAGUGAGAGCUAAUGUGAGUGUGUCUACAUGAGCUAGGAAUCCUACCCCCAAGUGUAGAAGUCGCCAAAGUGACUCUGUUCUUCUGUGUGUGAUGUAUUUUAUUUCUUGUUUAAUUUCAAGAUCAUCCUUCAUAAUUCUUAAUUGUUGGGGGAGGAAGUAAAAUACAUAAUUCCAGAUCAACUAAAAAUGGAGACCGUGCAAUGUACAGUGCAGUGCACUUUGACAUCCAUGAUCUCGGUAUAUCUGAUACGCCGUUAAGAGACGUUUACCCAGCUAGCUUAAAAUUGGAAAGUUGGCUGUUUAGUUUGACCUUUCUUCAGCUUGUUAUCUGGCUAAGCUCUCCACCAACCCUGUUUUGACAGGUUUGUUUGUUUGUUUUAACAUGGAGUUAAUCACUACGUGAUAUUUCAAGCAAUUUGUAAAGGGAGGGGAAUGCUCUAGUCCUAUUGCACAUGUUCCUUGGCAUUCUAGCCCUGAUAACUAAAUUAGUUUGAUCUGGAUAAUUUUAAGGUGACACUCUUGUUGGUGUAUUUGAAGAAAGGCCAGAGAUCAAGUGUGCUUAGAGGCUGAAAUGACUUUUUUGUCCAAAGAAGUGACCUUCAGCACUGGGGCAUGUUGUAAUGGCCAUGGGAAGGAAGCUACCCUGCUUCUGCUAUGUGCUUGUUUUGUGGAGAGGAGUUGUGGCCCUUUGGAUGUUAGAGCUCUUCCCAUCAGUUUUUGCAAACUUGAAAGGAAGUUUUAACUUUCUUUUGACUGAUUUCUGACUUUCUAAAAUGGUAUGCUGUUGUGGAGUUCUCUGACCACUUGCAAAUCUAUGCUUUAAGUUUUAGGCUACAGACUUCAGUCCGAAUCUUAAACUUCAGUUCAGAACAAUGUGUUGUAUAAUGUCAACGCUCCCCUCCCUGAUCUCAGCCAUCAUGGGUAUGGCACACAGAAAACCCACAUUCCUUCUAUACUCCCUGCUUCCAUUAUGUUUUGAUAACCAGUUUAUCCAUUAAUUGUUCACAAAGCUGCUUUUUAAUGUAUAUUUUUAGCAAGGAAAGGCUUCAUUUGGGUACUUAGAGGCGUAAACUGAAAUCUUGUGUUUGAGCAACAGCCCCUCUAAUGAGAAAAAAGCUAAGUAACUCUACAACAUUCUUUUGGUAUUUUGCUGAGAUUAGCACUUCAGCUUAAUUCAUUGCUUGUUCCCAUAGUGACUCCAUAGUAACUGUUGUAAGAGCUCUGAAAUUUAUUCAGGCAUUUCGAGGGCUGAUUUUCAUAAAAGAAAGUUUUCUUUUCUUCUGAGCUAAUGGCACAGUUGCCACUAGAUCUAAUUAACGUUGCUGUCCAAUUGGCCUCACAGGGUGUGAUCAAAACUGAUGUUGCAAAGCUACGCUAGGAACACAUUUUUAACAUGGGUCUACUUUGCACAAAACAAAAACACUUCCAAAUGGCCUGUGUCUAGAGUUUUUGUGCAUGGAGCUGUGCUGUGUGUUCCUACGUUGUUGUGAAAGUUCAACACGCUUUUCAACUGGCCCUUUUUUAAAUGAAGAAAGCUUGAUUCCCUGAUAAAAAUGUAAAUUGCAUUUUACACAGUACUUACCUUCAGUUGGAAGAGCCACUUUCAGCAACUUUUUCUGAAGACACUGUGCCUAAGCCAACUUGACCUUUCCAUUCUUACACUGUUUUCAAAGGAGAUGGAGGUUGUGUAGAAGUUAGGGUAAGACAGAUUCCCCCCCCCCCCCUUGCUGGACAGGGGCUUCUUUUGUGUUUUCUUUGUUCAGUCUCUCUGAAGGUGUCUUAAGUACAGAUUUUAUCUUAUUAUUUUGCAGCCUCGUGCUGCUAAUGGUUAUGUCUAAAGAGAACCUUAGACAAAACUGAGCUUUGUGCAAUUUGUCCUCACUCAUGCAUAUAUCCAAUAUGGUAGUGAAGGUGAAAUACACCGUUAUUUCCCACUCACUGAAAUCUAAAUGAGAGCUUUAGAGAAUUUGACAUGAGGUGAAGCCAAGUGAUGACUUUUCACUUUCCUGAUAUCUGUUAUCGCUAAACUCCAAUGUGCAACUAAGAUUGGAAUCCUGAAGCUGAGAGUGAAGCAUUUGCUUUGGAGAGUGAUGCACCAGAUAAACUAAUAAAACUCAUUCUGUCAGAAAAUAAUGUGCUGGAGGGGUGAAUGGGGCAUAACGUCAAAAUAGUUUGAACAAGUUAAAUAAAUUAAGCUCUUAGAAACAGCUUCCACUCCUGGUAAAACCAAGUCAGAAGAAACUUAAUACUGCACCCAAACUCAAAAAAGUGUUCAGAAAGGUCACUUUUUUCUAUCAAAGUUUGCCUGUCCUGUGGCUACUGGAUACAUUUGUUUUGCCCAGAUUUGAGCUCAUUCAUAUGUGGUAUUUUGUUGAGAUGACACUCAGAAGGGGGAGGCGUUUAAUGUUUUUUGGAAAGUUUUUUUUAAUUUUUUUUUUUUUUUGGUACCACAUCUGAAAAAUAGCUGAGCUGUCAAUCAUUUUAGAAACUUCAAAUGAGAUUUAUCUGAAAAUUGUAGGGAGAUUUGGGACACAGGAGCAGUUUGGGGAAAAGCAUAUUUGGGCAAAUGAGAAAUGGUAGUGAUCCAUUGGUCUUCAACAGAAGGUCCUGAUCCUGCAAUUAGAUCAAUAUGAUUGGAGGCCUAGACCCAUGCAGAGUUGUGAUUGUAGAGUUGGGGCUUCAGAUUGUAAGUUCUUCAGGGCGGGGUGUCUCUCUCUGUUCAUGGGCAGUGUCUCGCACCCUGAUUGGGGAGACUGGCUGUGACUGCAGUAGAAAUAAUAAAUAAUAAUUGUAAUGGAUACUGAAUGACUGGGGGAGACCUAGGCUUUCAUUUGUACAGAGCUUUCUUUAGUCUUAAAUGUAAACUGUAUGCUACUGUGAGACUGCAUGUCCUCACCCCAGGUACUCGACAGCUACUCUUCCUCUCCAGUAGCCUGAGCUCCUACCUCAACUACCUAUUCCUGGCAUUUUACCACCUUCUCCCUAUACUCUUCCAGAGUGAGACAGCACUGGAAUCCACAUUCUCCGUGCUACAGCCUACAUCCGCAUUGCCACCAGGGGAAACUGAGUUAAUACCCACCCUUAGUGCUUGUUUAAACUUUCCCCAUGCUUCCUUGGGGAAAUGACAUCCCACUGAAGGGAGAGUCUCAUGGAAGGCAUUUAAGUGCAGGGAUGACACACUGGGAUGAACUCACUCUGCACAUUUGGGGUAAGAGGAAGUGGCUAUCUUCUAUCCUAGCACCAGGCUUCUCCUUCCACCAGAAGCCUUGUCCCAAGGGGGUCUGCUCAGAGGCAGCAGGCUGUAGAUGCUCGAGUGAUAAAAUCUCCAGUGAUUAAAAUCUUCAUCAGCUCCCCGCAGCAGGGAGCAUGUAGCCUUUAGCACUCUGAGUAAGAGAGCCUGGCAGGCAGCAGACCCAUCACCAGCAUUCCCUGCCUGUGGGAGGCUGGUGUUAACAACUGUUUCCCUUGAUGUAGGGGCAGGUGUUGGAAUUUUUUCUCGGCAUGCACACCUUUGUUAAAAGCUCCCCAUACUGGUUAUGAGGAUCUUACCUGAAUGGUCUUUGACUGUAAGGUAAUUGCAUGCUGGAUUGGAGAUGAUCAUCUGCCUUAGAACACUCCAUAAUUCCUCAGGAUGCAGCUGCGAAGGGAGUAUAACAAAGAUUGAAAAGUCAUGCUGUGAUCCUUUACGAUCUGAAAGUGGGAGGGAGGGGUUGUACCUGGCUUGCUGGAUAAAACACUUCUAUAUUUAAUGUAUAUUAACAACAGCAAACCAUGACCCAGGUAAUUGAAGCUGGUAUAUUCAUUUGGGCCUCAGUUGUCAUUUGCACUAAUGUCACUACACCACUGUGGCCCGAGUAGCCAAUUUGUCUUAUUUUUAAGGGCUGUUAGUGUGUUGAAAAAUCAAUUGAAUGGAAACAAUAAUUUUCCUUCUUUCCUCAUCCUCCUACUUAUCCAAAGCAAGGAUGCACUGAAAACCUGUAAUUGAUUGAAUUUGCUAGCAGAAUGAAACUGACAAAUACUACUUGAUUAACAAACUUUGUGUGGUAAUUAAAAUCUUUGAGACCCUUUUCA